AUGGGAAAUGAGGCAAGUCAUCCUUUGGAAAUGUGCUCAAACUUUGGUGCAGAUGAAAUUAAAACGUUAGGAAAAAGAUUUAAGAAGCUUGAUUUGGACAGUUUUGGUUCUUUGAGUGUGGAAGCGUUCAUGUCUCUGCCUGAGUUACAACAGAAUUCUUUAGUACAGCGAGUAAUAGAUAGAUUCGACACAGAUGGGAAUGGAGAAGUAGAUUUCAAAGAAUUUAUCCAGGGAGUCUCUCAGUUCAGUGUCAAAGGAGAUAAGGAGCAGAAGUUAAGGUUUGCUUUUCCUAUCUAUGACAUGGAUAAGGAUGGCUAUAUUUCCAAUGGGGAACUCUUCCAGGUGUUGAAGAUGAUGGUGAGGAACAAUCUGAAAGAUACACAGUUACAGCAAAUCGUAGACAAAACCAUAAUAAAUGCAGAUAAGGAUGGAGAUGGAAGAAUAUCCUUUGAAGAAUUCUGUGCUGUUGUAGGUGGCCUAGACAUCCACAAAAAGAUGGUGGUAGACGUGUGGCUCUUUUUAAAGAGUACCACCCAACACUUCUGCUUUCUUAUCCAUCUCUGAAGAUCUGCUCAAGAUGCCCAGCAAUGCUCUCUGUGUAUUCAAAUGGAAGUAUUUUUCUCUGUGAAGCCACGUUUUCCAACAUGAGCCUCAUGAAGCCAACCAAGUGUUAUUGAACUCUUACUCUCUGAAUAACUCAGUGUAGCACUUUAAAGUCUGAAGAACAGCAACAUGAAAAGAGCAUAUCAGUGUGGUGGAGAAAGGGAAGGGGUUGGCUUUUUAAUUUAUUUUUCUUCA
Molecule: messenger RNA, 798 nt
Organism: Nycticebus coucang (slow loris)
Lineage: Eukaryota; Metazoa; Chordata; Mammalia; Primates; Lorisidae
Product: calcineurin subunit B type 1-like
Exons: 1
Coding region: 1-564 (187 amino acids)
Molecular function (GO): calcium ion binding; calcium-dependent protein serine/threonine phosphatase regulator activity
Source: RefSeq, a predicted model, not a curated record